Miscanthus lutarioriparius is the source of this 561-nucleotide messenger RNA. Lineage: Eukaryota; Viridiplantae; Streptophyta; Magnoliopsida; Poales; Poaceae. The record is from the annotation of a GenBank genome assembly.
AUGAGGAGGUCGGGGUCUGACCCUGACGCCAACACCUGGAACUACCUCCUCGGCUGCCUGCUCAAGAACGGGAGGCUCGCUGAGGCGUGCAGGCUUGUUGAGGCCAUGGAGAGGUUGAAGCGCAGUGAGAUCCCGAACUCACUCACGUACGAGAUCCUGACAUACCAUGCCUGCAAGGCAGGGAAGAUGGAUUCGGCAAUGCAGACUCUUGAUCAGAUGUUCUCGGAAAACCUGACGCCGAGGAUCACCAUACACUCUGCAUUCAUCAAGGGGUACUUCUACGCUGGGAGAAUAGAAGAUGCCUGCAAGUAUGUCAGUGCCAUGAGCACCAGGGACAGGCAUUCUGUGAACCGGAACUACAGCCUGCUCGCUAAGCUGCUUCGGAAGUCAGGGAGGACCACUGAUGCAGGCAGAGUCCUGUAUGAGCUGAUGGAGAAGGGCCUCAGACCUGACCAUUCCGCUUAUGUUAAAGUGACCAAGGAUCUGCACAAGAUAGGCAGGGGUGAUCUGGCUUCUGAACUGAAGAUGAGGUUUCAAAGCUCACGUGCUUAUAUAAGAUAA